CCGUUAGAGCGGUGGUCUAUCGGCCGAGCGUGGGCGCGUGCGCUUGCGUGUCUCUCUCUCCUCGUCGAGCACCGUUCGCCAUCGCCUCUUCGGACUUUUUCUCCUCGCCGCGCGCCGCCGGUACCAGAGUUUCCAACGUUUAAAUGUGACUUCUUCGGUUGAAGUAAGAACAGCGGCCGUGUCGCGAGCUACGAGGGCCUCGUUGCGAGAACGGGGAUGCUCACGAUCGAACUUGAUAUUACCUUGGAGUAACGAGAGCACGCCCCGGUGAAAAGGUGGACGGACCGACGAUCACCUCGUUAGUUCGACGUAGAUCGCUUCGGACAGGCAGCUUUCGCUGAACGUGACGUUCUCCAUUGAAUCCGGAAAGAAAUUCGGUGAUCCAGAUGGACUGAGAAGCUAGUGCGAACGUACAAACAAUUCCUAAUGAUCCGGUGCAAGGACCGGAAGAAGACCCGAGGAAACGUGAAACAACAUUAGAGACGUGACUGAUUCGACGACCUGUGCAUCGACGCGCCGAUAAGGACUAUAAAGAUAAAUGAAGACCGAGUCGUGGGAAGUUGAUUAAAACAGACGGCGGUAGCAAGGAUCGUGCGUGGUGAACCGUGGAAGAAUGAGAGCCAGGCGUAGCGGUGUCGAUCUCGGUGAGCACGUACCCUCGCCGCGUUUCAACAGUGAACACGAUUAUACAGCGAGGUCUAGUGAAUAAACUGAUCGGUUGUGAACGAUGUCGUUGCCGCGGGGUGUCGGCCUCGGUGUGGACGUGGGCCAGUUGAUGCAGCAUCAGCAACAACAGCAGCAGCAUCACGUGCUGCCCGCCGCGUUCUUCCUGCGUGCCAGUGCCGAGAGAUACCAAAGGACACCGAAGUGCGCGAGAUGCCGGAACCACGGGGUCGUUUCCGCGUUGAAGGGCCACAAACGGUACUGCCGCUGGCGGGACUGCGUGUGUGCCAAAUGUACGCUGAUCGCAGAGAGGCAACGAGUCAUGGCUGCACAGGUCGCGUUGCGGAGACAGCAGGCUCAGGAGGAGAGCGAGGCCCGGGAGUUGGGCCUGCAGUUGCAGUACAACGCGGGCAGCUGCACCACCGGCCCUGUGUUACCCGGUGCAGCGAGCGGUACCACGCCAGCUGGUAGCCCGCCCCCGCACCCGGCCCACGUAGCGAGUCCGGCAGGAUUGGCGAUUCCGGCGGCCGCAGCAGCCGCAGCCGCCGCCGCCGCGGCUCACAUCCAAACGCAACUCCAUCAGCAGCCCGACUGCGGCCUCCUGCAGCGGAAAAGGCUCCCUCAGGACGAGUACAGACAGCCGAAAGUGGAGAAGCAGGAGUCUAUCGUCGGUGGAAUUGGCGGCACAAAGAGGUCGAGAAUCUCUGAGAGCACUACGGGAACAAUGCUUUCCACCAGCGACACCGGUAACGAAGACGACCGUGACUCCGACUCCGGUGGAGAACUUCUUGCUGACCGCCCGUUGGUUCCAACAUCGGUGGGUGUGACGGAGAACGAGACGACUCGAAAACGAGCGAACAGUCUGAACGAUUCCGAGGAAGGAAGCCCAGAACCGGGUUCUCAGAGUCCGACGCAUACGCCGCCUCUGACGCCGGCACUGACGCCCCAGAGGGAAGAUACGCCAGCGCCGGAGAACCUCAGCCUCCGCAAGACCGGAAGUCCUCAACAGACGCAGCAGACUCUGCAACCGGUCGACCUGGUGCAACCCAGACCCAGCCCUCCCCUACCUUCCCUAGCGGCUGCGGCCACGGUUCACUUUCCCCCCUACGCACCGCUGUACGGCCCCGCGGCAAGUUCCCUCUACUGUUCCCCAGCACUGUACCAGCACCAGCAUCACCACCACAUUCCAGAGCCACGCGAGAUCCAAAUGCAGAUGCAGAUGCAGAACAUUCAACAGACCUGCGGUCUCCAACAAUUGCAACAGCAGCAACAACAACAACAACAGCAACAGCAGCAGCAACAGCAACGAUCGCCGGUGGACGUUCUGUUGCGAGUGUUUCCAGGAAGACGUCGAGCCGACGUGGAAGCUUUGCUGCAUCGGUGCAAAGGCGACGUGGUCUCCGCGAUGGAGGUGCUGGUGUGCGAGGACAGUUUGCAGCCGAAAUCUGCGUUCUCACCCCUGGCAGGCGCGUUGGCGUCGGCGGCCGCGGCCUCGGCGUCGGUCUCGGCGGCGUACGCGAGCCGCGCCGCUUACUGCACCACGCCGAUACCUUCGACCCGACACAGGUUCCUUGCUGCGCCUUACGCUGGUACCGGUUACCUGCCCACGGUCAUCAAGCCACCCAAUCAGAGUCUGCACGCGAACGGGACGGGAGACGCCUAUCGGGAAACCAGCCCUGACGACGCCAGCGACAAGACCAGCUACUCCGAGUGACCGGACCACGGCCAGCUGGCCACCUGGUCUUACCUGCAAUAGCUGGGAAAUGGCGAACCUCCGCGCGACGAAUCGGAAGCCAAUUUCACGAAGAUCGAGGUCGUUGGGUCGGAACGAUCUUCUCAAAGGGAAUGAGACAAAUCCUAUUCAACGUUUUGGAAUUUCUAUACUACAUGUAGAUGAUUCGAGGUCGUCGCGGUGGAACGAUGGUACCAAGCAAUUUCAUCGAGUCGACGUGCAUUGUUGAAGACUGAUAGAAAAAUUGCCAAGCGUCAAAACGCAAUGCGAAAUGCAGAAAGAAAACCUUCGCAUUAUGCCAUGGGACAGAUCGAAAGAUGUAAUUGAAGAUCAUCGGAUUGAAACGAACGAUUUCCUCGAAUCUUCAAACUUCCACAUAUACGAUUCGAGGUCGUGGCACGGAGCAAUUUUGAGAGGUCGACGGUGCAUCGUUGAAGAACUGUGGUACCGAUAGCGAAAUUACAAGAAUAAGGAGUUCUCGUUCUGCCUAUUUAUCUACCAGUUAAAAGCCUUUGUAUACGCGUCUUCCGAAGAGAGAAGCCGCAGACGUAGCUCGAGAGAUGAUGUUUCUUCAAAGAAAAUUAACUACGGGAUGUUCUUAGAUACUUGGAGACCAUUAGGGAAUCUGUUGCAAGUGUAGUGAACGGUAAAAGAAACAGUGUGGCCAGUAGUUGGACGGGACUUUCCGUAUCGACCAACGAAACUGAUUACCGUUGAACGAAAAGAGUGAAACUGUUUGACGGACCUUGUUGCAACGAUAUCUUUAUACAUGUGUAGAUAAAUUUCAAGUAUGUGUGUGUAGGUAAUAAAAGCAAACAAAUCGUAAAUCGGUAAACCCUGAAGGGACGUGUAAAUACGCGUGAAUCUCGCUUCGCCUAAUAAUCUAAUCGCAGUUAACCCGGGAACCCAACCAAGUACUCUACGUUCUAGCCGACGACGUUACGUUAUAAAAAGUAUACGCCUGAACAGGUGAACGAGUCCAAGUGUUUCUGGGUACAGGGCGCAUUAUUAAUUAUUAUAUAAUACACGAAACACGAUUAUGCAUAAGUGUUCGCCUGUAAGUAUCACGGCCAGGAAGAUGUUAGAUCCGGCGGCGACCGGAACCGUCGCUCUUUGUAGUUACCAUGAUAUGUUAUCCGAGCAAAUGUAUAGACGGAUUAUGAGA
Molecule: messenger RNA, 3560 nt
Organism: Ceratina calcarata
Lineage: Eukaryota; Metazoa; Arthropoda; Insecta; Hymenoptera; Apidae
Gene: dmrt99B
Product: doublesex-Mab related 99B
Exons: 6
Coding region: 728-2377 (549 amino acids)
Biological process (GO): regulation of transcription by RNA polymerase II; sex differentiation
Cellular component (GO): nucleus
Molecular function (GO): protein binding; DNA-binding transcription factor activity, RNA polymerase II-specific; RNA polymerase II cis-regulatory region sequence-specific DNA binding
Source: RefSeq, a predicted model, not a curated record